Molecule: messenger RNA, 1206 nt
Organism: Fulvia fulva
Lineage: Eukaryota; Fungi; Ascomycota; Dothideomycetes; Mycosphaerellales; Mycosphaerellaceae
Exons: 2
Coding region: 1-1206 (401 amino acids)
Source: RefSeq, a predicted model, not a curated record
AUGAUACUGACAUUCGACCAAUUUCCAUCGAUACAAACGCCCCAUGCGUUCCCAAGCUUCAGGUGGUGUCACUCCAGGCCUAAUCCCAGCAUCCAAUAUGAUCCACGAGGGGCCGUAACCUUCAUCACGCCGUAUCACCUGCUACUUCGUAACCAACACCCCGUGUCAUUCGAAAUUUCACUCAUCGCGCGUUUCACUCCCGAAACCAUCCUUCUUUCCAAGCUUCGCAAACAUGAGCCCAGCAUGUUACUUGACAUGUUUCAUCUGCACAAGAGAGCUGCCAAAAAGACCCUCCCGUCCCUCCACGACAUCGGACUUAUGGAUGCGUCACCUCGAGACUUUCUAACUUCCAUACGCUGCACGAAGUUGCCACCGAUUCUAUGGCGCGUUCAACAUGUGGAUAGCCAGGCUUCCUUCAACGAUACCUGCGACCUCGUAGCGAAACUCCAUGGCCAGCUCCCUCAUUCCUUAUACGAGCUACGAGCGGCAUUAUCGAGACAUUUGAAGUGGGGAUACUCGAGAGCAGACAGCUAUUUCAUCUCGACGUUUGAGGAGUAUAGAGACGCGCUGGAAUGGGCGAGGGAAAGGAAGAAGAGGUGUGAUGAUGAUGGUGUGAAAGUGGCGAUUUACAGGAUAAGGACGAGCCAGCUUGGGGAGCAAGCGUUGGUUUUCAGAGUUGAUAGGAUGAUGAGACGCUUGGGGAUGGAUCUUGGAGCAGAUGGAGUGGGGAGGGAGGGGGAGUAUGUCAUCCUCAAUCGUGUCAGCGCACGGGCAAUGUCUCUGUGCAAGGACAACGUCGACCUGUCGCUACCUUCACAUACCCUGAAACUCGACACUUUCACCAGGCCUGGAGCGAGGGCGACGCCUUUCGAUCGGUGCAUGAAGCGUCGAAGUUACGUUUACAAUGCUGCUAGACUCAGUUCCACGGAUGCGCUUUUUGCGAGUUAUAUGGCGAGAGUGGAGGUGGAGCAGCAGAGGAUGAGUCUGGCCAGUUUUGAGAGUUUGGAUGAUUCCCAGGACGAGAGAUAUGCCGCCGGCGGAGAACGGGAGGAAUAUGAUAGGGUGGAUAGCCUGGUUAGUAUCAUUGAGAGUGAUCGGAAGUUGGAGAGGUUGAAGUGGAAGCCGCUGCCGAUGAGGCCUAAGUCGAAGUUGCUUCAGGCGGUGGAGAAGGAUUUGGGGGUUGAUGUGACGGUUGGGGAGGGGUGA